AUGGGCAAACAAAGCAUUUCUCAUGAGCGGGAUUUACGAAAUCAAUGCUUGGGUGCAUCGUCCAGAUCACCAUCAACGUCCGUGGAACUCUUAGCCAACUUCCAGAAUGAACUCUCUGGUUAUCAGACAGUUGACGUUCGAGUUCGCCAUCUCUCCGUCACAGUAGAAGCAGUUGCCCCAUCUCCCUUAUCAUCACUGGAUGCCCUCAGAGCCAGAAUAAAUGGCUCGAAAAAGACGCCUACAUCAAUCAAGAAAAUCCUCGACGAUGUCUCUGCUGAUUUUCCAAGUCGAAGUCUUACAGCCAUCGUUGGCGCCAGCGGCAGUGGGAAGACCAUGCUGCUGAAUGUAAUUUCUGGUCGUAUGAAAGCUCACAAGUUCCGACAAUCUGGAACUGUUACCUACAAGAGCUCGACCAACAACUGCUGCGGAAAAGUUGAUGCGGCCUAUGUGCUCCAACAAGAUGUACUUCUGCCGACUUUGACCGUGCGCGAAACACUUCAGUUGGCUGCUGAUCUACGAUUGUCGACGACCAAGACCAAAGCCGAAAGAUGUACCAUGGUGGAGACUGUCAUAGCCGAGCUUGGGUUACAAACAUGCGCCAACACGAAAAUAGGGGAUCCUGCUCACAAUAAGGGUUGCUCUGGAGGGGAAAGACGAAGAACCAGCAUUGGGAUCCAGCUUUUAGCAGAUCAACCUAUUCUAAUCCUAGAUGAACCAACGACCGGCCUUGAUGCUGCAUCUGCCAUCCAAGUGGUACAAACACUCAGCCGUCUUGCUCGAAAGGGGAAGACCAUUAUCAUGACAAUUCAUCAGCCUCGUUCGGAGAUAUGGAGACUUGUCGAUAACAUUGUUCUCCUAUCACGAGGGUCGCCUGUUUAUUCCGGCUCAGUAAAGCAAUGCCUACCUCAUUUCGAGCGAAUGGGUUAUAAGUUACCCUCCUUCUUCAAUCCUUUCGACUUUAUCGUCGACCUUGCUGCGAUCGACAUCCAAUCAGUGGAACUUGAGAAGAAUUCUUCUAUACGAGUUGAUCAACUAUUAAAAGCGUGGGCAUCCGAAUCAGCCAGCUACCAUGAGAAGAUCUCGCAAUCCUUUACCAACAAAUCGCUACAUAGUAAUCGUGCCACAAGUUACAGAGAUCUUUUCGAUGAACUGGCCCAUGAAACAAUGGUGCUCACUCGGAGAACAUUCAUUGUCACUUACCGUGAUCGACUUGGACUAUUCGCUAGCAUAAUCGAGGCUACGUCCAUGGGCAUGAUAAGUGGUUGGGUGUUUUACCAUUUAGGUGGCGACCUUUCCGGGAUCAAGUCUCGACAAGGAGCCCUGUACACAGCAUCCGCAGUACAAAGCUACCUUGUUCUAGUCUUCGAGACUUACCGAUUGUCGGUCGAUAUCGAAAUCUACGACCGAGAGCGUAUCGAAGGGACAUCGAGACCUGUCACCUUUGUCCUAAGUAGGAGACUAAGUCGAAUUUUAGUCGAGGAUAUUCCAGUGCCUAUAUUGUUCUCUUUGAUCUUCUACUUUAUGGCUGGAUUUCGACCUCAGGCGAGACAGUUCUUCACCUUCCUUGUGAUUCAAACGAUCACACACCUCGCGUCUAUCAAUCUGGCAUCUAUUUGCGUUGCAAUCAAUCGGCAGUUCAUGGUGGCAUCUCUACUUGCGAAUCUGAGUUUCACUCUUCAAACCUUCGCCUGUGGCUACUUUAUCAAUACGCAUUCUCUCGCCGUAUGGCUACGCUGGACAAAGUGGAUCUCCUACAUCUUCUACGCAUUUAGCGCUCUUUGUACGAAUGAGUUUAGGGGUCAUAUGUACGAUUGCCCCUACUCUGGAGAAGCCUCGAAUCAAGCAUGCAAGGAGUACUGGGGCGAGUACAUUUUGGAGGCUCUAAACGUGCCUUCUGACUGGCUGUGGCGACCAAUUGUCGUGUUGGUAGGCUUCACUGCCCUGUUUUUCGGUCUCUCUAUUCUCUUACUGCAAUUAAUUACAAUUGAGGUCAAGUUAGCAAGAUCACGCCAGAGCGAAGUAAGCUGUGGCGAAGACCAUGAACGAUCUACACGCACGACCGACGCACCUACUUCUAUCAACAUCACCUUGGAUGGUUUCGGUAUAGAUCUUGAGACGAGGAGGCUCUUUAAGGCUAUGUCACGGAAGCAAAUCUGCGCACCUAUUACGACAAACUUUGAAUCUGGCUCAUUAAACGUGAUUAUGGGUCCCAGCGGCUCUGGGAAAUCAACAUGCUUGAAUACAAUAGCCCAAAGACCACAGAGCUCUCCUGUCUCAAGAUAUUUGUCGUGCGGAACAAUACGACUUAAUGGCGCCAUCGCGACCGACUCCGUUUUGAGGUCGAUCUGUUCUUACGUACCCCAGGACGACACCGGACUUUUACCUUCCUUAACCGUCAGAGAGACACUAUACUUCGCUGCUCAACUUCGUUUGCCGCAUUUUGUUAGUCACGAGCAAAAGCUACAACGUGCGGAAUCUAUUCUUCUGCGACUCGGACUCAAGGAAUGCGCAGAUACGCUUGUUGGCAAUGAAUUUAUGAAAGGUGUUAGUGGAGGGGAGAAGCGACGUGUCUCGAUUGGGAUACAGAUACUUACUGAUCCAAAGGUUCUAUUGUUAGACGAGCCAACGUCUGGCCUUGAUGCAUUUACAGCGGAUUCGAUAAUUAAGGUGCUCCAAAGUCUUGCUGAUGAAGGCAGAACCGUUAUACUGUCCAUACACCAACCUCGAUCAGACACUUUCAGACAAUUUGGAAAGCUCCUCCUUCUCACACACAGCGGCGAUGUUGCUUACGCUGGAGGUGUUCCGAACAUUCUCCCGCAUUUCAGCGAGAUCGGUUACACUUGCCCCGACGCAACCAAUCCAGCCGACUUCAUUAUGGACCUGGUGUCUGACGAGAGCUUCUGUUGUCAUCAGCAGCAAGAGGGGAUUCUUCUUUCAUCGAUCAAAGCAGACGAGAGGCCUCUCGCCACCUCUAGAGUGACUGAGAGUCCAUCGGGACCGACUACAUUCUCUAGAGAAGGUCGUCUCUCCCUACCAGCCGAAAUAGGAGCCUAUAAGCGGAGUCAGCUCCCUUUCUCUCGCGCCUUUCCGAUCCUCCUUCGACGUGGAAUGAUUAAUCUCAAAAGGCAGCCGGAGCUAUUGAUCGGUCGAGUCACACAGAUAAUGGGUCUCGGUAUCGUUCUCGCCGCGUUCGUCGCACCACUCCAAAAUGACUAUUACGCAGUCCAGAGUCGAGUCGGCUACAUCCUAACCAUGUCUUCUAUGAUGUUCGUGGGUAUGCUUAACUCAAUAGCAAUGUACCCGACCGAGCGUGAUAUUUAUUACCAUGAAGACCGAGACAACACAUAUACUGUGGAGGCUUUUUUCUGCUACUACUCGUUCGUGGAGUUCCUUUUUGAGCUGCUUGGAUCUCUACUAUAUGCCGUUCUCACUGUGUUUGCAGUGGGCUUACCUCGUACAGCGAGCCAAUUCUUCCUCAUGACCUACUCGGCCUUGUGCGUUGUGUCGUGCGGCGAGAGUUUUGGGAUUCUGUUUCUCACUAUGUUCUCGCAUACAGGCUUGGCUGUUUCGGUCAUGACGGUGAUGAUGGCCAUCUCUGUCUCUUUGGCCGGUGUGCUGAGUAUAUCACUGGACAGAUUCCUGACUGUCGUGAGUUAUGUCUCACCGGUCAAGUGGCAGGUGGGCGCAUUGCUAAGCUAUACUUUGCGCGGGACUACUUUCACUUGUUCUGAUCAGCAAAGACUGGGGAAUGGCACUUGUCCAAUCCAGACGGGAGAUCAGGUGCUACAGCUGUAUAAAUUGGACGUGAGUACGCUGCAAUAUGCACUUAUUUUGGGAGCAAUAGCAAUAGGGUACAGAUUGCUUGCUUACCUAGGGUUGAAAACCCGGAGAGUUGACUGGACUCGCUGCAUGAGGAUGGAAUUACCUGGGAGGAAGAACGUGAAAUAA
This is a messenger RNA of Exophiala spinifera, 3948 nucleotides long. RefSeq lists its product as uncharacterized. The record is from RefSeq and is a predicted model, not a curated record. Gene Ontology annotation, molecular function: ABC-type transporter activity; ATP hydrolysis activity; ATP binding. Bases 1 to 3948 code for a protein of 1315 amino acids. The transcript is spliced from 2 exons. Gene Ontology annotation, cellular component: membrane. NCBI's taxonomy places the organism in Eukaryota, Fungi, Ascomycota, Eurotiomycetes, Chaetothyriales, Herpotrichiellaceae.